Messenger RNA from Pyricularia grisea, 1631 nucleotides. RefSeq lists its product as uncharacterized. The transcript has 6 exons. Gene Ontology annotation, molecular function: epoxide hydrolase activity. Lineage: Eukaryota; Fungi; Ascomycota; Sordariomycetes; Magnaporthales; Pyriculariaceae. Gene Ontology annotation, biological process: epoxide metabolic process. The record is from RefSeq and is a predicted model, not a curated record. Bases 137 to 1366 code for a protein of 409 amino acids.
CAGAUUUCCCCAAUUAGAGCUUAGUGGAUUUCCGAAUUUCAUUACUGUGUUUCUGUAAUUAUCCUGGUUUUUUUUCUUUUCUGUUGUAACCUGACAAUUUUCAAGCUCUUGGAAAAUCACUGUUCCGAUAUCAAACAUGACGGACGAAAUCAGGCCCUUCAAGAUCAACAUAUCGGACGAGGAGCUGGACAACCUAAACAAGAAACUCGCCCUGGCCCGCAUCCCUGACAACGUAGCCGACGCGGAAUGGGGCGAGGAGAACGGGGUCACGGUGGACUUUAUCCGCCGGACCGUCGAGCACUGGCGCAGCAGGUACUCGUGGCGGGAGCAAGAGGCCAAGCUCAACCAGAUGCCGCAGUUCAAGACGACCAUCACGCUCUCGGCCACCAACAAGGCCGGGCAGGCCUUUGACCCGGUCGAGGUGCACUUUGCGCACGUCAAGACCACCGCCACCGACCAAAAGCCCGCCAUCCCGCUGCUCUUCCUCCACGGCUGGCCGGGCCACUUUGCCGAGGUGCAAAAGGCGCUGACGGCGCUGACGGCGGCCGGCUUCGACGUCGUGUCCCCGAGCCUGAUGGGCUACGGCUGGAGCAGCCUGCCGAGGCAGGCCGGGUUCAACUUCUUCCACCACGGAGACGUCUUUCACCGCCUCAUGGUGAGGCUGGGCUAUGACCGCUACGUGGUGCAGGGAGGGGACUGGGGUGCCAUCGUCUCGAGGGCUCUCUUGAUGCAGUAUCCCGAGCAUGCGGUUGCUUUGCACCUGAACAUGCCCUUCAUCAGAAAUCGUCCUGAACUGAAGCCUGGAGAUGAGAAAAAUUUCACCGAGACCGAGCUGGCAAUGAUCAAGCGCUAUGAAUGGUUCGCCAAGGAGCAGCGGGCAUACGCACAAGUGCACGCUACCAAACCGCGCACCAUUGGGUUUGCUAUGCACGAUUCUCCUGUAGGCAUGCUCGCCUGGAUGGCCGACAAGAUGAACAUCUGGUCGGAUCUAGAGAACCUCCCCGGCGGCGGUUACACGGCCGACGAGUACAUCACCUGGACGCUGAUGCACUACUUCCCCGGCCCGACGACAGCCAUGCAGAUGUACCGCGCCAACUUUAGCGAAGAGAUGCAGACUACCCUGACCGAUCCCGUGGCUAAGCUGCUGGCCACGAACAGGGUUGAAAACCCGGUCGGCGUGACGGUUUUUGCAAAAGAGAUUGCCGCAGCGCCGAGGGUCUGGUUCGAGAAAGAAAACAACGUCGUAUUCUGGAGGUUUCACGCCAAGGGUGGCCACUUUGCGGCGUACGAGCAACCCAAGGACUUUGCCGAGGAUGUUAUCGAAUUCCUUAGCGGGCAGUGGAAAUCGUUCCAGCAGAAGCUCUGAGUUUUUUUUGGGGGGUUUCUGCGUGCUAAUCUUAUUCGCCACCGGUUUUGUUUUUGUUCGUUCAUUGUUCUCGAGUCCCCCAAUCAUGACAAACAGCAUUGGGUUCAAAUUCUUUGUCAUAUUUAGGCGCAGAUGGUAGCGUCGCUUUAGUAAAAACACUACAAGCCUCUUUUUACACAAUCGCUAUUGCUUUCUUUUGCACCCGCAUGUUCUCAGCCCAGCAGGGCUAGCAAAGUAUCUGUUCUAUUUUGAGGGUUGCUAACCA